CCACAGCCCGCUUCCCCUUAGCGGCGUCCCGGAGGUGCGCGGCGCGAGCUGGAACUUGCGAUCAUGGCGAACCAGGUUAUCAAGUGCAAGGCUGCGGUUGCCUGGGAGGCUGGUAAGCCUCUCUCCAUCGAAGAGAUAGAGGUAGCACCUCCACGGGCGCAUGAAGUUCGGAUUAAGAUCAUUGCUACUGCAGUUUGCCACACUGAUGCCUACACCCUGAGUGGAGCUGACCCUGAGGGGUGUUUCCCAGUGAUCUUGGGACACGAAGGUGCUGGGAUUGUGGAAAGUGUUGGUGAAGGAGUUACGAAGCUAAAGGCAGGUGACACUGUCAUCCCACUUUACAUUCCUCAGUGUGGAGAAUGCAAAUUUUGUCUAAACCCUAAAACAAACCUUUGCCAGAAAAUAAGAGUCACUCAGGGGAAAGGAUUAAUGCCAGAUGGUACUAGCAGAUUUACUUGCAAAGGGAAAACAAUUUUGCAUUACAUGGGGACCAGCACAUUUUCUGAGUACACAGUUGUGGCUGACAUCUCUGUUGCUAAAAUCGAUCCUUCAGCGCCUUUGGAUAAAGUCUGCCUUCUUGGUUGUGGCAUUUCUACUGGCUACGGUGCUGCUGUGAACACUGCGAAGGUGGAGCCUGGCUCCACUUGCGCUGUCUUUGGCCUGGGUGGAGUUGGAUUGGCCGUUAUCAUGGGCUGUAAAGUGGCUGGUGCAUCCCGGAUCAUUGGUGUGGACAUUAAUAAAGAUAAAUUUGCAAGAGCCAAAGAAUUUGGAGCCUCUGAAUGCAUCAAUCCCCAAGACUUCAGUAAACCCAUCCAGGAAGUGCUCAUUGAAAUGACUGACGGAGGAGUGGACUAUUCCUUUGAGUGCAUUGGUAAUGUGAAGGUCAUGAGAGCAGCACUUGAGGCGUGCCACAAAGGCUGGGGUGUCAGUGUGGUGGUUGGAGUAGCUGCUUCGGGAGAAGAAAUUGCUACUCGUCCAUUCCAGCUGGUGACGGGUCGCACGUGGAAAGGCACUGCCUUUGGAGGGUGGAAGAGUGUAGAAAGCGUCCCAAAACUAGUGUCUGAAUAUAUGUCCAAAAAGAUAAAAGUGGAUGAGUUUGUGACUGGCAAUGUGUCCUUCAACCAAAUUAAUGAAGCCUUUGAAUUGAUGCACUCGGGGAAGAGCAUCCGAACUGUUGUAAAGAUUUAAAUUCAGAAAACCAUCCAUAGGAUACCUUCUCCAGUGAUCUGAUAGCAGCAGCCUGACAGGCAGAAGAUUUUGCAAAUUCACAGCCUCUUAGACCUUUGGUAACUAAUAGAGGGAAUGUGUGUAGCACUAUAAUCUAAAACAAGGCUAAUAUAGUCACAAGUCUGUUUUCUGAAUAAGGUAACUAAUAGAGGGAAUGUGUGCAACACUAUAAUCAAGAACAAGGCUAAUACAGUCACAAGUCUGUUUUCUGAACUAGCUACAUAAAUAACUACUGAUAUUUUAGCAUAAUAAAAAUAAUUUCUGGGGGCUGGAGAGAUGACUUAGCGGUUAAGGCACUUGCCUACAAAGCCAAUUUCAAUUCCUUAGUAUCCAGGUAAGCCAGAUGCACAAGAUGGCGCAUGCAUCUG
Jaculus jaculus (lesser Egyptian jerboa) is the source of this 1595-nucleotide messenger RNA. RefSeq names its product alcohol dehydrogenase class-3. Gene Ontology annotation, biological process: formaldehyde catabolic process. The transcript is spliced from 9 exons. NCBI's taxonomy places the organism in Eukaryota, Metazoa, Chordata, Mammalia, Rodentia, Dipodidae. Gene Ontology annotation, cellular component: cytosol. Bases 64 to 1188 code for a protein of 374 amino acids. Gene Ontology annotation, molecular function: S-(hydroxymethyl)glutathione dehydrogenase [NAD(P)+] activity; zinc ion binding. The record is from RefSeq and is a predicted model, not a curated record.